Molecule: messenger RNA, 1776 nt
Organism: Eremothecium gossypii ATCC 10895
Lineage: Eukaryota; Fungi; Ascomycota; Saccharomycetes; Saccharomycetales; Saccharomycetaceae
Gene: ARX1
Product: putative hydrolase
Exons: 1
Coding region: 1-1776 (591 amino acids)
Source: RefSeq, marked provisional
AUGGCGUUGGCGAUUUCAAGUGAAGACACGCAGGUGUUGCUGAAGGAUAAGAAUGUGCUGCACGAGAGCAAUGUGGACAAGUAUAGGACAGCCGGGCAGAUAACGCAGACAGCGCUGCGGUUCUUGGCCGGGUUGAUUAACGACUCGUACCACCACCGCACGCGGGCCACGCCUCUCAGCGUUGCAGAGCUGUGCAUGCUGACGGACUCUUUUGUUGAGCGCUGUGUACGGCAGGCGUUUGCCAACAAGGCGAACGAGCGGGGGAUUGCGCACCCAACAACAAUCGACGUGGAUGAGAUCACCCAGGGAUGGGCGCCGGAGACGGACGACGCUGCGAACAUGGAGCGGUGGAACCGGGACCGGCAAGCGAACAGCGGUAGCUGCCAGGGCGCGCGGAGCGCCAUUUCCGGGUUCCUGCACGAGGGCGACGUGGUGAAGCUGACUGUGGGCUGCCACAUCGAUGGGUACACCGCGCAGGUGUCGCACACGAUGGUGGUGUAUCCGACGACGCGGCGCGAGGCCGACCAGGCGCUGGUGCCAGCUGGCCCACUACUGGGCGCAAAGGCAGAUGCGGUCGCAGCCGCUACGAUUGCGAAGGAGAGCGUGACGUCUCUUCUAGCGUGCGCGCAAGCGACGGAGAAGCUGCCCGCUGCAUUUGGCGAACGGCAGGUAACCGGGACGCUGAUUCGGCGGGUCGUGGAUGCAGUGGCGCGGUCCUACAACUGCGCCGUGGUACCGGGGUCGCGGGUGCGGCGGGUGCGGCGCUUCCUUGCAGGCCAGAACGAGGGCGUUGUAGCUGAGCGCGAUAUCAAGGGCGUGCAUUGGACCGAGGCACACCAGGAGGCUGCUCUGCUUGCCUCAUCGGUGGAAACGACCGACGUGACACGCGUAGACGCAAGCAACAAAUCUGCCAACGACAGCGCGGUCGCAACCGACGACUUCGUGGUAGUGUCAGGCGAGGCAUACCUGAUUGACCUGAAGAUUGCACCGCUAAAGGACUUGCCUCGUGGCCUCCUAACUCUGCAAACGGUCGACCACUUCAGCGGCAAAUCUCACAGAAAGGAUGAGCUACUUGCGCGCGCCAGUCUGAUAUGCCGUGACUUUGCCAAGCAGCACGUCUUGAAGCUCAAAUCCUCGAGACAGCUGCUGCACAAGCUUGACAGCAAGGGCGUGUACCCCACCAAGCUUGCGCACCUGACUGCCGCAUUCCCACUCGACCCCGAGAGCCCCGACUGGGACGCCGUUUCGAAAGAACUGAAACACCUGCGGCUGGGUCUGGCCGAGGUUACCAACAACUACCUGGCCAACGAAAAACCAGUACAGCUCUGCAGACUGGUUCCUUGGGAUGUCAUCCUCAAGGCCGUGAACCCCACAGGUAAGCAUGGCACAGACGCCAGUAACCCCACUCUGCCUGGGUACGAGAUCCCGCUACCGCAGUUGGGUAUUUCCUCCUUAAGACUGAAGUCUCUUUUGAAGGACUCCCUCCCAGUCCCUGUUGCUCGCGAAAGCAUAACAGUUCUGCUUUGCCCGGCUGAAGUAACCAGCACUGGCAGCCCCGAGCUGCUAAAGCUCACGGGUGGUCCUACUACUACUCCAAGCUGGAUCCAUUCCGACUACGAGCUCAACGUCUCCGACCCCGUAGUCCAGGGCAUCCUCCAGCUCGCCGAGCUAUCCAAGGACAAGCGCUUCGGUUUGGCCAUUAGAGAAACGCAGCCCUGGAAACAGAAGAUACCUUCUGCAGCUGCAGUCACAUCGGCUGACGUGGAGAUGGCUUGA